Melampsora larici-populina 98AG31 is the source of this 873-nucleotide messenger RNA. RefSeq lists its product as uncharacterized. Bases 1 to 873 code for a protein of 290 amino acids. The transcript has 7 exons. The record is from RefSeq and is a predicted model, not a curated record. NCBI's taxonomy places the organism in Eukaryota, Fungi, Basidiomycota, Pucciniomycetes, Pucciniales, Melampsoraceae.
AUGGGUCAGUCGGCUGUAUCAAAUGGCGGAAACUCUUACAAGAACCGGUGCGGGAAACCUUACGAACCGUCCGCGCCUGCCCUCACAAUACAAGGUCAAUUUCCUUCUCCGCAGAUGUCCAGAGGCCGUAGAUUGGAAUUUGGGUGCACGCCAGCGAUUCAGCCUUACAUCUCAACAGACAACGAAAGCACAAUCUACAUGGUUGUCGACGCUGUUUUGACACAGUAUGAGACCACCAGGUCGAUUGAGAUAUCACCUGAAACGUCAGAGUUACAAGUCGUGGUCAUCAAUACCAAUACUAGUAAAGCCGUAGCGUCAGGAAUGGUCAAAGUCCACACACUAGGCAAUCAAAUGAAAUUCUCCUUCAAGGAUCUCGGUGAACCGAGCAUGAAAGCGUACAACUUAAUCUGCCAAGCAUAUGUCAAUGAACAAUGGAUAACAGAAGCUUCUACAAGCGUAAAAUAUCUACCCUCCAACUUGCAGAAAGGUAUCGCAAGCGUGGUUAGAAUGAAUGCAGAGUCAGGAACAUUGAUGGUAACAGACGAAGGAGGUGAAAUGAUGCCCUUUAUUCCAUUUGGUUUCUUUGCUACGUAUGAAAACUAUCUAGACUCUCCCAACCUAUCACAGAUCAUACUGGAUAUGCAGAGCCGAGGCAUUGGUCAAUUCCAGAACAGCGAAGCGGAGCUAACCAGAGCUGAACAUUAUUCCAUCGCGAUUUCAGUUAACACCGUCCAACCUGUCGUUAGGGAACCUAGUGUUACGGAUCUUGGAAAGUUAGCCUCAGUCUUGUCAAACUUCAGUCGGGCUGGGAUGUGGAUACAAUAUGAUAUGACGCGAUCGUUCAAAAACACUAAACACUUCUUUCUAGACUAG